Messenger RNA from Perca flavescens (yellow perch), 954 nucleotides. It is a transcript of the gene mnx1, whose product is annotated as motor neuron and pancreas homeobox 1. Bases 22 to 954 code for a protein of 310 amino acids. Gene Ontology annotation, biological process: endocrine pancreas development; spinal cord motor neuron cell fate specification; central nervous system development. The transcript is spliced from 3 exons. The record is from RefSeq and is a predicted model, not a curated record. NCBI's taxonomy places the organism in Eukaryota, Metazoa, Chordata, Actinopteri, Perciformes, Percidae. Gene Ontology annotation, cellular component: nucleus. Gene Ontology annotation, molecular function: sequence-specific double-stranded DNA binding; DNA-binding transcription factor activity, RNA polymerase II-specific.
AGGACGCGCACCGGGGGCCCAAUGGAGAAAUCUAAAAACUUUCGCAUUGACGCUCUUUUAGCAGUAGAUACACCCAAGGUGCAGACCUCUCCGCUUGCGCUUGUCACUUCCCUGUCCUCCUCCUCCAUCCCGUCGUCUGGAAGUGUGGCAGCCCCGGAACUGAGCGCCGAGUCUUUACGCACUGAGACGCCGUCUCCGCCGAGGAUCUCCAACUGCGGGUUGAUUCCUAAACCGGGUUUCCUGAACAGUCCGCACAGCAUGGUUGGAUUACAUCCGCAGAGUACCGCAGGGAUCCCCGCACAGGCUCUCUACGGCCAUCCUAUGUACACCUACUCCGCAGCUGCCCUCGCAGGCCAACACCCUGCCCUGUCCUACUCCUAUCCACACGGCUCCCAUCAUCACCACAGUGAUCCCAUCAAACUGACAGCCAGCACCUUCCAGCUGGACCACUGGCUCCGGGUCUCCACAGCCGGGAUGAUGCUGCCCAAAAUGUCUGACUUUAAUUCUCAAGCUCAGUCCAACUUGCUUGGCAAGUGCAGAAGACCAAGAACUGCAUUCACAAGUCAGCAGCUGCUGGAGCUGGAGCAUCAAUUCAAACUGAAUAAGUACCUGUCACGACCGAAGCGCUUUGAAGUGGCUACGUCCCUCAUGCUGACAGAAACUCAGGUUAAAAUCUGGUUCCAGAACAGACGCAUGAAGUGGAAGAGAAGUAAGAAGGCCAAAGAGCAGGCCGCCCAGGAGGCCGAGAAGCAGAAAGGCAACAAGGGCGGCCAGGAGAAAUCUGACGGACUCGAACAGUCGGACUAUAAGAGCAAGACAGACUCAAAAAAUGGCAGAAUAAGAGACUUUCGAGACAGUGAUGACGACGAAGGCGAUACUUUCCUGUACAACUCGUCAGACUGCUCCUCAGACGACGAGAGGAAUCACACCAGUGACAUAAGUCCGCAGCCUUGA